Molecule: messenger RNA, 2942 nt
Organism: Belonocnema kinseyi
Lineage: Eukaryota; Metazoa; Arthropoda; Insecta; Hymenoptera; Cynipidae
Gene: CenG1A
Product: centaurin-gamma-1A
Exons: 13
Coding region: 261-2429 (722 amino acids)
Cellular component (GO): nucleus
Molecular function (GO): GTPase activity; GTP binding; GTPase activator activity
Source: RefSeq, a predicted model, not a curated record
CAAAAGAAGGAAUGGGCGCUUCUUGUUUUGCUUUCAUUCAUGUAAUAAAGUGAAAUAACCACAUAACCUAUUUUGCUUGCUAAUAAUGUUUAUAAAUAUUUGACAAACGCGGCUGCUGACGGUUCGAUUUUCUCAUUUCCGAAUGAUGUAGAAACAAUCAAUUAAAGUGCUUCGCCAGCCACGUACGCAACAAUGCAGCACCGCGCUGCAUUUUAAACUAAUUUAUUAUUUAUUGUAACAAAAUUUGCUCAUCUCUGAAAAUGACAACGGGUCAAAGUGGCCACGAUCACUCCCUCGCGAUUCGGCAAGAAAUUCAGCGAUUUGAAAGUGUUCAUCCCUCAAUUUAUGCGAUUUACGACCUUAUCGAUCUCUUGACGGAUACGCAUAUUGCCAAACAAAUUCGGGAGCAUGUUGUUGCUAUUGAAGAUUCAUUUGUAAAUAGUCACGAAUGGACGCUCGCAAGAGACGUACCAGAAUUACAUUUGGGAAUUAUUGGUUCCUCCGAUUCGGGAAAAUCAGCAUUGGUACAUAGGUACUUAACCGGUUCUUUUAUGCAUGAAGAAUCUCCAGAAGGUGGUCGAUUCAAAAAAGAAGUUUUCAUCAAUGAUCAGAGCUUUUUACUCUUGAUCAGAGACGAAGGGGGAGUUCCAGAAUCUCAGUUUUCAUCAUGGAUAGACGCUGUAUUAAUCGUCUUCAGUUUGGAAAGCGAGGAGAGUUUUUCGAUGGCGUGCAGUUAUUACAAUAGAAUGUGUUCCUUUCGCAACAUGUGCGACGUGCCGAAAAUUCUUGUUGGCGUACAAGCAUGUUGCAACAUUUCAGAUUCAAUAAACGACAGCAAUCCUCGUGUUAUAAAGGACGUGAGGCCUCGGAAACUAGCUUGCGAUUUAAGGUGUUCUUACUAUGAAACUUGCGCUAUUUAUGGUCUGAAUGUCGAGCGAGUUUUUCAAGAUGUUUGCGAAAAAAUUAUCCAAAAAGUCUACAUGAAACCUUCGAGAUCGAAUGGACAGCAUGCGAUCGAAAGUGAUUCGAAUUUCUGCUCGCCUGUGAGUGUAAAAAAUAUACAGCUACCUGCCAAAGAAGUGAACGCAAGCCCUGUUAAAAUGAACAUUUCUGAAAAGAGUGAAGAGGUUCGUUCCGAAGUUCCAAGACUCAACACAUCCCAAAGCGAUUCGCCAAUAGCGAACGAGAGUUUUCACCAAAAUCCUCACGCCGACUUUCGAUCUUCUAUUUUGACGCCGACAACAAUCAGAAAAUUUCGUAGAAAAUCAAAUUUAUUCACCCCGUCGAAAAAAGAAAAGUACAUGGGUGAAAUGGGAGUCGGGAGAGAAAUUCCUGUGAAGCAGGGAUAUCUUUUUAAAAGGAGCAGUAAAUCUUUAAAAGAGUGGAAGAAAAAGUACGUCACUUUGUUGGAAGACGGACGAUUAACUUAUCACUGUAGUCUACACGACUACAUGGAAGAUUCUAAUGGUAAAGAGAUUCUUUUACAAUACGUAACCGUGAAAGUGCCUGGAAAAACACCAAAAGGUUCCAAGACGACGAGCAGUCAUGAAGACAGUUUUGAGUUCUCGAUUAUUUCUUUGGAGAACAAAACGUGGCAUUUUGAAGCUAAUAGUAUCGAAGACAGAGACAGUUGGAUUUCUGCAAUCGAGCAGCAAAUAUUGUCUAGUUUACAAAAUAGUGAUGGUGAUAGGAAAAAUGAAACUGACGCUUUCAAAAUGCAUUGUAUAAAAAACAAGGUUUCUGGAAACGAUGCCUGCGUUGAUUGUGGGGCACCGAAUCCGGAUUGGGCGAGUCUUAAUUUGGGAGUUUUAAUGUGUAUCGAGUGCUCCGGCAUUCACAGGAAUUUAGGAUCUCACAUAUCCAAAGUCAGAUCUUUAGAUCUGGACGAUUGGUCGGCAGGCCAAUUGAGUGUUAUGUUGGCACUGGGAAAUGACAUAGCCAACAGUGUAUGGGAAUAUUGUCUAAAUGGGAAGCAAAAACCAAACAGUGAUUCGACUAGAGAAGAAAAGGAGCAAUGGGUCAGGUGGAAAUACGAAGACAAGGCCUUUCUGCCUCCCAUUAAUCCGAACAUUUCUCUCGGAAAAUUACUCAUCGACUCCGUUUGCAGGGGAGACAUGCGAGCGUUUACAUUGUGCCUAGCUAGAUGUAGUUACGAGGAUAUUAAUGUGUCUGUGAGUGCCGAAGAUCUACGAACGCCUCUUCAUCUUGCAUGUGCAACUGGAAAUCUAGCCAUGGCACAACAAUUGAUAUGGCAUAAGGCGAAUCCUCAAAACCUGGACCACGAAGGUCGAACUUGCAUGUCAUACGUGCGAGCGUUGGAGAGGACACUUGACAAUUCGUCGGAUUCUUUGGAGAUGCAAAAGCUUUUGCAAGUUCUGGAACAGGCGAGUGUUUCUGGUAAUGAUGAACCAGAUAUGGCCCAGUAUUAAUAAUUAAUUUUCGGUAGUGUCUCAGGAAAUGUUAUGAAUUUUUUGGAUAACAUAAAUUGUUAUUACCUACUAUGUACUUACCGUGUGAUAGUGCUUUAACGGCUUUUAUACAAGAGACUUGAUUUGUAAGUUGUAACGAACUCGAAUUGCCGAUUUGAAUUUCGUCAUGAGCUGUUUUUCCAUUUAUUCAGACUCGAUGAUUUACUCGAAAAAAGAAUGAUUAAUUAGAGGCCGUUCAUUGGUUCGGGAAAUUUUAGCUUGAAGAUAAUCGUAACGUCACUCGAUUCGCGAUUCUAAUUUAAUUUAAUUUAAUUUAAUUUAAUUUUGUUGUCAUUCGUAAAACUCUUGAAUUGUCCGUAGAAAUUGAAUCUUUUAGAGGCGAGUCGAGUGUAUGUUGACAAUGACUGAGAAGUACAAAACACUCAUAAAUCUAGUUAUAUUUAUACAUUUAAUGUAUUUAAAUCGUGCUUUUACAAUUUUCAUGUUAAUGAAAUAUACCGUAUUGUCUCAUAA